This is a messenger RNA of Microtus ochrogaster (prairie vole), 3399 nucleotides long. RefSeq names its product DExD/H-box helicase 58 (gene Rigi). The coding region runs from base 298 to 2610 and encodes 770 amino acids. The transcript is spliced from 15 exons. Gene Ontology annotation, biological process: cytoplasmic pattern recognition receptor signaling pathway; antiviral innate immune response. The record is from RefSeq and is a predicted model, not a curated record. Gene Ontology annotation, cellular component: cytoplasm. Gene Ontology annotation, molecular function: ATP binding; double-stranded RNA binding; single-stranded RNA binding. NCBI's taxonomy places the organism in Eukaryota, Metazoa, Chordata, Mammalia, Rodentia, Cricetidae.
GAACUGUGCGGACUUUAUAAUACAAACCGCACCACUCCGAAAGCAAUGCACAAACUUCAAGGCAGUUGCCAAGGUUCCUUUGGGUCCCUCCUGGCCAGCGGCUCAGGCUCCGCGGGUCAGAAACGAAACUUAACUGGAUCCCCGCCCCCAGCGCUGAGAGGCAGUUUCGGUUUCCAGGCACUGGCCCUGGCCGCUUGUCCCUAGGGUGCCUCCUAGCCUAGAAAAGUCCCCUCUGCGCUCAAAUCCAAAGCGACUUUUGGGGAGCCAGGGCGCCCAUCGCUCGCGGGGAGCCACAGAAUGACAGCUGAACAGCGGCAGAAUCUGCAAGCAUUCAGAAACUAUGUCAGGAAGACUCUGGACCCCACCUACAUCCUCAGCUACAUGGGUCCCUGGCUCCAGGAUGAGGUGGUCCAGUUCAUCCAGGCUGAGAAAAACAACAAGGGCCCCAUGGAAGCUGCCUCCCUGUUCCUCCAGUACCUGCUGCAGCUGCAGACGGAAGGCUGGUUCCGGGCCUUUUUGGAUGCCCUGUACAGUGCAGGUUACUGUGGACUUUAUGAAGCCAUCGAAAGUUGGGAUUUCCAAAAACUUGAAAAGUUAGAGGAACACAGAUUACUUUUACAGCGUUUACAGCCAGAAUUUAAGACCAGAAUCAACCCAACAGAUAUCCUUCCUGAAUUGUCUGAAUGCUUGAUUGGACGAAAAGGGAAAGUGGUCUUUUUUGCUAAUCAAAUUCCUGUGUAUGAACAGCAGGCAACUGUGUUCUCACGCUAUUUUGAAAGACUUGGGUACAGCGUAGCGGGCGUUUCUGGGGCAAGGGCUGAUAAUGUCUCAAUGCAGGACAUUAUCGAGAACAAAGACAUCAUCAUCCUCACGCCCCAGAUUCUUGUGAACAGUCUCAAUGAUGGAACCAUCCCCUCGCUGUCUGUCUUCACCCUGAUGAUCUUUGACGAAUGCCAUAACACCAGUAAACACCACCCGUACAAUCAGAUCAUGUUCCGAUACCUAGAUCACAAACUCGGAGGGUCGCCAGGCCCACUGCCUCAGGUCAUCGGACUGACUGCCUCAGUGGGUGUUGGAGAUGCCAAAACUGUAGAGGAAGCCAUGCUACAUAUCUGCAAACUCUGUGCCGCCCUUGACACGUCCGUGAUCGCCACGGUCAGAGACAACGUGGAGGAACUGGAGCAGUUUGUUUAUAAACCCCAGAAAUUUUUCAGGAAGGUGGAAUCACGGACUACCAACACAUUUAAGUCCAUCAUAUCUCAGCUGAUGAAGGAGACAGAGGGACUGGCAAAGAAUGUCUCCGAGGAACUCGGAAAAUUAUUUCAGAUUCAAAACAGAGAAUUUGGCACGCAGAGAUACGAACAGUGGAUCGUCGCCGUUCACAAAGCCUGCAUGGUGUUUCAGAUGCCGGACAAGGAGAAGGAGAGCAGCAUUUGCAGAGCGCUCUUUCUGUACACGUCCCAUUUGCGGAAAUACAAUGAUGCUCUCAUCAUCAGUGAGCAUGCCCAGAUGAAAGAUGCUCUUCAUUACCUCAAAGCCUUCUUCCACGAUGUCAAAAAUGCAGCAUUUGAUGAGACUGAGCAAGAUCUUACGCGGAGGUUUGAAGAAAAGCUGGAGGAACUAGAAGAAGUUUCCAAGGAUCCCAGCAACGAGAAUCCUAAACUCAGAGACCUCUACCUGAUCUUACAAGAAGAGUACCACCUAAAGCUGGAGACCAAAACUAUUCUUUUUGUGAAAACCAGAGCACUUGUGGAUGCUUUAAAGAAAUGGAUUGAAGAAAAUCCUGCACUCAGCUUUCUAAAGCCUGGUAUAUUGACUGGACGUGGCAGAACAAACCAGGCAACAGGAAUGACACUCCCAGCACAGAAGUGUGCGCUGGAAGCGUUCAGAGCCAGCGGGGAUAACAACAUCCUGAUUGCUACCUCGGUGGCUGACGAAGGCAUUGACAUUGCGCAGUGCAACCUGGUCAUCCUGUACGAGUAUGUGGGCAACGUCAUCAAAAUGAUCCAAACCAGAGGCAGGGGAAGAGCAAGAGACAGCAAGUGCUUCCUCCUGACCAGCAAUGCUGACGUCAUCGAGAAAGAAAAGGUGAACAUGUUCAAGGAAAAAAUAAUGAAUGAAUCCAUUUCAAUGCUUCAGACAUGGGAUGAAAUGAAAUUUGAGAAAACGGUUCAGCGCAUACAGUUGGAUGAAAAGUUCAUCAGAGAUAGUCAACGCAAGCCACAGCCGGCCCCCGAUAAGGAAAAUAAGAGAUUGCUGUGUGGGAAAUGCAAGGCCUUUGCGUGCUACACGGCUGACAUCCGAGUGGUGGAGAAAUCCCACUACACCGUGCUUGGAAAUGCUUUUAAGGAGCGCUUUGUGUCUAAGCCGCACCCUAAGCCAAAGAUCUACGACAGUUUCGAGAAGAAAGCAAAGAUAUUCUGUGCCAUACAGAAGUGCUGCCACGACUGGGGGAUCCAUGUGAAAUAUAAGACGUUCGAGAUUCCCGUCAUAAAAAUCGAAAGUUUUGUGGUGGAAGAUAUCGCAAGUGGAGUUCAGAGGCGGCACGCAAAGUGGAAGGACUUUCAUUUUGAAAGAAUACAGUUUGACCCUGCAGAAAUGCCCAUAUGAAAAGCCAGUCGGGUGAUGGCGCACGCCUUUAAUCCCUUAAUCCCAGCACUCAGGAGGCAGAGGCAGGUGGAUCUUUGUGAGUUCGAGGCCAGCCUGGUCUACAAGAACUAGUUCCAGGACAGGCUCCAAAGCUACAGAGAAACCCUGUCUCAAAAAAACAAAACAAAAACAAAACAAAAAGAAAGAAAGAAAGAAAAAAAGAAAGAAAGAAAGAAAGAAGUGCCCAAAUGACCUCGGGGCUCCUGAGUCUUGCAGUCCAGGAAGCAAUGAUGACCCAAUCCUGUCUUACACAAGCCUACACCGUGUGGAAUGCCAGAUAACCUGAUGUUUGUUCCAAGCAGUUCUCAUCCACACAGAGCACGUGUGCAUGACCUGCAGCACUGAAUACUUUGGUCACCAGUAACUCAUAGCACGUGGCAGUGGGGUGGGGGGGCAUGUUAAAAACUUCCCUUUUAUACUUUUCAGAACUGCCCAUGAUGGAUGAAGUGCCUGCCACAAGCUGGCUUUGCCCUUAACAAUCUACCGAAUUCUGAAUUCGUUCUUUUCAAGGCCACCAGACAGACUGUCAAGUCCAAUGGGUACUUUCUGAUUCUUGCAUUGGACUCUUCUUUCCCUGCUUUUGGCUGUCACUCACAUUCUGACACAAGUAUAGGUGACUGCAAGGUUCAAUAUACACACAUGUGUGUACUGAAGUGACAUAUACCUUUAAAAUUUAGAACGCUAUAGCAGACAGCUGAGAAGGUACCUCUGUUCUGCGCUUUUGCUAUGCAUCUUACUCUAAGAUCUGUC